AUCCUUUUAAAAUGAAGUAAAAAUCAGUUCAAAAACCUUGUAGAAGUUCAACAAAAUAUUUUACAUUAUUUAACAUGCCUUCAAAGAAGAGGUAUAGAGGUGGACAGCCAGAAGUGUACCAUGAUAUAGAUGACUUUACACCAAUGAUUGUCUCUGUGGAUAGCUCAAAUGUAAACACAGUGGUCAGUCCAGAGAAGUCUCCUUACUCCCUCCAAGAUGUAAACACUGGGGUCAGUCCAGGAAAGUCUGCUUACUCCCUCCGUGUCCAGAGAGUGGUCAGGCAGGCUGAGGAGGAGGAGGAAGCGAGCUCUGAUGGAGAUUUUCUGUCCUCCUCUGAUGAGUACCAGCCAGAAUCUGAGGAGGAAUAUUUGGAGUCUGGGAGUGACCUUUGGGAGGAGAGUGAUGACAGUGAACCAGAAGAGAUCAAGGUUGAAAUGGAUAUAGGUCAGAAAACACACACUCAGGUUUGCCUUGAAAAAGGGGACAAUGUGAUGUUUCCUACAAAGUCAAGAAAGUCAAUUACAACACCAGAAAUACCAAAGGUUUGUUUGGAAAACGAAGUCGAAGUUACCAAUGCCAAGAAGCCUAAAAAGUCAGAAACAACAAAAUUAAGUAAGAAACCAGAUCGUAUGUGUGUAUUUUGUAACAAAGUAAUAGUUGGUGGAAAACUAAAGAGACACAUAAUGAGUCAUCAGGAUACCCACAGUGAAGUGAAAGAAAUUUUACAACAGCCUGUAGAAACCCAGAACAAAUGGUUCAACCAGAAACGAAUUGAGGGAAUCUACCAGUAUAACCUCAAACAUUUGAACUUAGGAGAUGAUAAACUUAUGAGAGAGAGAAGGCCUCAAAAACCAGACAGCUUACGAAUGUGCAAUGAAUGUAAAAGAUUUUACUCUCAUAGAACAUUUUUCAGACACAAGAUGCAAUGUGGUCCUAAAAAAGAUCAGCAACAAGAGGUUUCACCUUCAAAUGUGAAGAAGACUAAGAAACAAAAACCAGCACGUAUGUGUGUGUUUUGUAACAAAGUAAUUUUUGGUCGAAAACUCAGAUGUCACAUAAUUAGUCAUCAGAAAACACACAGUGAAGUGAAAGAAAUUCUACAACAGCCUGUAGAAACCCAGAACAAAUGGUUCAACCAGAAACGAAUUGAGGGGAUUUACCAGUAUAACCUCAAACAUUUGGAUGCAUCAGAUGAUCAACUCAUGCGAGAGAGACAGUCCAAAAAACCAAAUAGCUUACGUAUGUGUACUGAAUGUAAAAGAUUCUUCUCAGGCAAAACUUUUUACCGACACAAGUUGCAAUGUGGUACAAGAAGUCAAGGACUAAAGAAAGAAUUGCUAAGACCUGUUGGUGCUGAUAUGGAUGAAAACUUUGUUACGGAAAUUUUGCACAAAUUUCGAGAUGGAGAAGUAGGAAGCCUGAUAAGACAGAACAAAAUUAUACAGAUGUUUGGAUAUAAACAGUUCUUGUCAAGUAAAAUUGAAGAUGGUAUACCAAAUAAUCUCAGACAGGAAAUUAUGAAUGAGAUGAGGACAUUGGCAAAGCUGUAUCUCUGCUUUAAAGCAUUAAUGGAAGGCUCAGAGGUCUCUGUGGAGGACAUGUACAAACAAGAAAAUCUAGGAGUGCUGAAAGAAGCAAUAAAAAAACGUUGUUGUGAUGAAAAUGGGGAGAAACAUUGUUUAAAACUUAGUCUUAAUAGCAUCUUUCAACGAAGCAUUAGAAAUUUAACUCUAUUCUAUGAAGAAUCUAAGGAAAAUUUAAAAGUGGAAAAAAUGAAAGACUUUGGAGAUGCAUAUAAACUCAGUGAGGCUGAAAUUAUUGGUGAUUCAAAACAAGUAAUUCUGGAGAAUUCACUAAGGAAAAGAAGUCAGAGGCAAUCAAAUGAUUCUCAGAGUGAAGCUGACAGCAUGUGUUCAAACAAGCGAUAUAAAAUUGGGCCACCAGAGGUGAACACUGGUUCAAAAGAAACAUCAAAAGAUACAUCAAAAGUUAACUCAGAGCCAAACACAAAAGACAGUGAAGAGAAAUUGACUUCUUCUCCAGAUGUUCAGCCUGCUUCCAUUGUAAGACCCUCUGAGGAGAAACAGACUGAGAAUGAAGUCGAAGAAAUCCAUCUUAAGGAAUUGAGGACAUCCUCUGGGAAAUCCACAGGAAAAAAGAGACCUGGACGUAUGUGUGUAUUUUGUAAAAAAGUAUUGAAUGGUGGAUUAAAAAAGCACAUUAAAAUUCAUAAGAAAACUCACAAUGAAGUAAGAGAAAUUCUACAACAGCCCUUAGAAACCCAGAACAAGUGGUUUAACCAGAAACGAAUUGAGGGAAUUUACCAGUAUAACCUCAAACAUUACCAAUCAGACGAUGAUCAACUUAUGAGAGAGAGACGGUCCAAAAAUCCAGACAGCUUACGUAUGUGCAAUAAAUGUAGGAGAUUUUAUUCCCAUAGAACCUUUUUCAGACACAAGGUGCAUUGUGGUACACAGUGUGAAGGUCUAAAAAAAGAUCUGUUCAAACCUUCUGAUGGUCAUAUGGAUGAAAAGUUUUUAACAGGAAUCUUAAACAAAUUUCGAGAUGGGGAAGUAGGAAAUCUAAUAAGACAAAAUAAAAUAAUACAGAUGUUUGGUUAUAAACAUUUCUUGUCAAGAAAAGUUGAAUCCGCCAUACCAAGUAAGUUUAGAAACGGCAUCAUGACGGAAAUGCGGGAAAUCACUCGACUGUAUCUUUGCUUUAAAGCAUUAAUGGAAGGGUCUGUGGUCUCUGUAGAGGACAUGUACAAACAAGAAAAUCUAGGAGUGCUGAAAGAUGCCCUUAACAAACUUUGUAGAGAUGAAAAUGGUGAGAAGCAUGGCAUUAAACUUGUUAUAAAUGCCAUCUUCCUAAGAACCAUCAAAAGACUGACUGACUUUUAUAAAGAAUGUGGGGAAAAUUCCAAAGUGGAGGAAACAACAAAAUUUGGUGAAGAAUACAAGCUCUCUGUGUCAGAAAUCAUUGCUGAGUCCCAACAUCAAACCCAAGCGAAUAUGUGGAAGGAGGAAAAACGAGAUGUUUCCUCAGCUAGAGUCUCAUUUUCAUGGGGUCAAAGAAACACUGCCAAAAUAAAUGAAGAUUUCAAGUCUUGGAUAAGAAUUGACAAAGGAAAUCCACUACCAAGCAAAGCAGAAUUGAAGGCCUACCUAGACAAACACUCCAACAUUCAAUGUACCUUAUUGCAACUCCGUACAAAGAUCAUGAACGAGCAAAAUAAACGGAGACGAAUAUUAUCUGUAUGAUAAUGUCAGGAGAUGUGAAAACUUGAAAAGAGUGACUGUACUCUAAACUUCAUAAAAACUAACUUUAAAUGUGUAAAGUUGAAAAGGAUGCUUUGUUUGAAGCAGGCUCUGAAAUCAAGGUUGUUUUCAAGAUUGUUUGCUGAAUUUAAAUCACUAUUUUGAUUGAAAUCUGUUCUGAGAUUUUAGAAUUCAAGUUGUAAUGCUAAUACAUGUGUAGUCACAUGACUCAUGAAUAGCACAAAAAUUUACCACCAAUUGAUAAAAAAGUAUAACAUUUCCCGGGGUUUGAAAUUAUAGAAAUGUCAUUUGGAAAAGUCAAGUUUUGAAGGAAAAAAAAUUAUGCAAGAAUAUUAUCAUCUUUAGUUCAAGAUAUUAACGUAAGUAUUAGAGUAUGAAUGAAGAAAAUAAAUCAUGUUUUAAAAUUGA
Messenger RNA from Saccostrea echinata, 3689 nucleotides. RefSeq lists its product as uncharacterized. NCBI's taxonomy places the organism in Eukaryota, Metazoa, Mollusca, Bivalvia, Ostreida, Ostreidae. Bases 75 to 3263 code for a protein of 1062 amino acids. The transcript is spliced from 13 exons. The record is from RefSeq and is a predicted model, not a curated record.